UGCUUUGCUUGCUUAGGCGGCCGGGAAUUUUUCACUUCUUACCUACUGAAAAUUGCGAUAUCAGCGAUGCCAUAAACUCCAUACAAUUUUCAUAAACUCUCCUAAUGUUACACUAAUAAUGAUACCGAGGACUCGACUACUAUCAUUACGGUUAUGUCACCACCGUAUAAAUGGAAUCCGACCACUUUCAACUUCAUACCCUGACGAAAUCAAUCGUAAAUCGCUUAUAAGUACCCUAAGCACCACCAGCAAAGAUCGAAUCUCCAAACAAGAUUUCCCCAUAUUACACAAUUCUGAGUCAAGAGAUGGAUUUUUACGAUAUUUAGUGGAUUUCAACUAUGACAUACUCGCUUGGAAGUACUGUGAACUCCUCAAGUAUCAUAAAUUCCCAUUAACUAACACUACAUAUAUAUUAUUGAUGCGAUUAUUAACUUCUUCAUCUGAUCAUCAAAGUAUAACUAAUGCCAUAUAUAUUUAUUUAGAAGCCAUGAGUCACUAUAAACUCGAUUCUCAUAAUUUGGUCCAACCGUUAACUUCUACUGAAAAAUAUUUAUUAACUAGAGAUUUACUUAAAGUACUUUCGAAAUCCAAUGACUUCACCACCGUCUAUAUAUUAAAUACUAUUUGGAAGAUAUUCCUUAGAGAGGUUAGUAAAAAAGAUGAUUUAAAAGUGUUAUACCAUGCCACAUACCUUGGGAUUAUGUUAAACAGUGGUCAGAACGAGUUAGCAGUGAAAUACUUCGAAGAUUUAUUACUUAAUGAACCAGAUAUAAAUACUAAUGUAUUACCUAUCUCGACAAUACUAGACAAACUUAUCCAAGAUAAGGAUUCUGAUACUCUUGUAACAAUAAUUAGAAUGCUCAUAGAUCAUAAUAUUAUCGUUGAAGAUAUUCAAUGGAUACAGAUUCUAGAACAAGCAGUCAAUGCUAAUGACUAUGAAUUGGUCUUGUUAGUCUACGAUAGUUUUGUUAUGAGAGGGUUUAAGGAUUCCAAGAUUUCCAUAGAAGAUGCCAUAUUCCAAGACUUGAAGUCUAAAGAUAGUGGGCUCAAUAAGAUCAAUGAUCAAUUGAUUCAUCAAAUGUUACAUACAUUAAGUUCUAAUGGAGAUGUUCAACUGACUCUAAGUUUAAUAGAAUCUCAUUAUCUUCAUAAGACUGCCAAGGGAGAACGAGCAUUAAGUAAAGAUUUAUGUCUCAUUAUAAUCGAUUCCUAUUGUAAUUAUGAUGAUAAUGAUAAUGAAAUUGAUUUAGAUAUUGAAGAUAAUAAUGUAAAGCAAGUACUUAAUGUAUUAAAUGGAUUAGUUGAGAAACUUCAAAAGGAUUCAACAAAUGAGGCAUUAACUUAUCGCGAUAUUUGUUCAUCAUUAUCCAUUCGAUUUUGGAAGUAUUAUACCUAUGAUGAACAUAUUAAUAAGGCUAGUAUUAAACGACAAGAGAUUGAAGAAUCAAUAAGGAAUUCGGAAUAUGGUCAACUGUAUAUCCCCAGAAAGGUAUCCAAUGAAAAUAUCUCAAGAUCAAAGUAUGGAAAUAUGCUCUCAAACAUGAGUAUUCUUAAUAAUUUCAUUCAUAUUCAUAUCAAUUAUAUGGUAUCUCAACCGGAAUUUAAUAAACAAACUAUUACAUUAUUCAUUAAUUGUUUAUUGGAACAUAUAAAUAUUUAUCAAAAUUUCACAGCCAUUACAAAAGUAUUACAAACAUUAUAUCAUCUCAAUUCCAAUUACAUUGUGGAAUGGUUAGAUAAUGACCUGUUUGAAAUAAUUCUAAAUUCCUUAGCUGAAUGUUCGGCUGGGAAACAAUGUUCGGUUGUUUUAUUCAAUUAUUUUAAGAACAAUAACAUUCCCCUUCACCAUCACCAUUAUGCGGCAUUGAUCUCGGCCAAUCUUCGAGGCAAUGUCCAUAAUGGACUCCAAUAUUUCUUGUAUCACUAUUUGAAAGAUUAUGGAAUACAUACCAAUAUGUUGAAAUCAGUAGAACUGAUUAAAGAAGAGAUCAUAGCUAAUUCCGCUACUGCUAAAUUAUUGAAUUACAUUGAAUCAAACCCUCGGACUGUCCCUCUGGUCGAAGAGUUAGAUGAUUUCUGGAUUAACAAUAACUUAUGUCUUGAUCCUACUCGGAUCGGGAAGGAAGAGGAAGAGAAUAUUAAGCUAAAGAAUAGAAAGUACUAUAGAGACUUUGAUGUUAGAGAUUCAGAGGUUCUAGUUAAUGUUCUUAACCGAUAGAUCAUAUAUAUUUUAAUGUACAUAGAUUUAACCAUCUACAG
Molecule: messenger RNA, 2259 nt
Organism: Scheffersomyces amazonensis
Lineage: Eukaryota; Fungi; Ascomycota; Pichiomycetes; Serinales; Debaryomycetaceae
Exons: 1
Coding region: 119-2218 (699 amino acids)
Biological process (GO): Group I intron splicing
Cellular component (GO): ribonucleoprotein complex
Source: RefSeq, a predicted model, not a curated record